AAAAAAACAAAAGUUCGCGCUCCUAAGCUCUAAUCGAUCAGUCGAAAAUGAAAGCUAGGUUAGGUUUAUAAUAUUAUUCGUAGCAACUUCAUGUUCUUUAAUUUUCAGUGGUCUUUUGAAGCUUGACAGUCAGCCAAGAUGUCGCUCGUCAUACCAGAGAAAUUUCAACAUAUUCUUCGUGUCAUGGGCACCAACAUUGAUGGUAACAGAAAAGUCAUGUUCGCUAUGACUGCCAUCAAGGGUGUAGGGCGGCGAUAUGCCAAUAUUGUCUUGAAAAAAGCCGACAUCGAUCUGGACAAACGUGCCGGUGAAUGUUCUGAAGAAGAGGUAGAGAAAAUUGUUACCAUCAUGGCUAAUCCCAGACAAUAUAAAAUCCCUGACUGGUUCCUCAACAGGCAGAAAGAUAUUGUUGAUGGCAAAUACUCACAGCUUACAAGUUCCAAUUUGGACUCAAAGCUUCGUGAAGAUUUGGAGCGUAUGAAGAAAAUUCGCGCACACAGAGGACUUCGACACUACUGGGGUCUCCGUGUUCGUGGUCAACACACAAAGACUACAGGAAGACGUGGUCGUACUGUUGGUGUAUCCAAAAAGAAGUAAUUUAAUAUUGUAUUAAGAGAAAUAAAAAGAAUUUUUAAUUAUAUUCGU
Phymastichus coffea is the source of this 645-nucleotide messenger RNA. It is a transcript of the gene RpS18, whose product is annotated as small ribosomal subunit protein uS13. NCBI's taxonomy places the organism in Eukaryota, Metazoa, Arthropoda, Insecta, Hymenoptera, Eulophidae. Gene Ontology annotation, biological process: translation. Gene Ontology annotation, cellular component: cytosol; small ribosomal subunit; ribosome. Gene Ontology annotation, molecular function: structural constituent of ribosome; RNA binding. Bases 139 to 597 code for a protein of 152 amino acids. The record is from RefSeq and is a predicted model, not a curated record. The transcript is spliced from 4 exons.